UGGGAUUUCUAUAAAAAUACUUAAUACAGUGACUAAAUAGAUGUUCAGGUUUUGAAUUGACAGUAAAUAAAAAUGAAGGGAUUGUGUGAAAAAUCUAAGAAAGACAUAAUACAAGAUGUUAAUUUUAGAAUUGGAAAUGAUAUUACCAAUUUAACUAGUACAUUGGAUUUGGAAAGUGAAUUAGCAGAGCAAAAAAAAUAUUUGCAAAGCUGUCUUCAUGCAUGUAAUGAUGAAGUUCCAACAAAAUUGUCAUCCGCUAUUGAAAAGGCAGAAAGUAAUUCAAAGUAUAUUGAAACACUCAAAGAAAAGAGUGUGCUGUUGAAAAUAAAAGUAGAUGACUUUAUUCAAAGAACAGAACCUAUAAUGGGAGAGUUGGAUAAAAGGUUUACAGCCAUGGCUAAAUUGGAGGAAGUUUUAGCUUACUUGAAAUCAUAUGCAAGAAUUGAAGAACUAUGUGCGCAAAUGAAACAAUGCAAGGAUGAUGAACAACUUGUGGUUCUCUAUGGGGAAAUUAAAGCUAUGUGCAAUAAAUACAGGAAUGGACACAGGGGCACAUACAUUAAAGACUACACACACUACUGGCAUGAUAUAUUAAAAGAAAACCUUACUAAGCAUUACGAAGAACAUCUGAAAGUGAUAAAGUGGCCUUUAUCUACUUCUGGAGCAGAAAAUUCACCAUUACCAAAAGAGGUAAUGAACAAGUUCACAAAUCUUACAAGACACCUGUUUCUUAUACAAGAGCCGGAAGAUGUGAAUGCUACAUUACCUACUGAUAUUACACAAGAUCAGAACCCGAGCUUGCCAAUCAGGAUCCUGUUACGGCCAUUAAAGAAAAGAUUUGCGUUCCAUUUCACUGGCUCUAGGCAGACCGCCCGUAUAGACAGGCCGGAAUGGUUCCUUACUCAGACUCUGACUUGGAUAAAGGAUCAUCAGGCGUUCGUCAAAAAUAAUGUCCAGCCAGUUGCUGAUAAGCUGCAAAUGAAACAUAUUGAUGCUGUAAACGAAUUCAACACAGGACUCAUAGCGUUAGCCGCUGAGAGGUUACAUACAGUGCUCGCAGCGUACCACACACAAGGGUCGAAAGGUGGUGUGGACGUCGAUGCUGCGUUUGCGCACGCUGUGGACGAAACCCUGGGAUUCCAUAGAGAAUUGAUCACGGUGACAGAGAAUGAAGCCAGCAAUAUUCUGUCUGUGUUGACCAAAGCUGAAACUUUCGUGCAAUGGCUGGCCGUUGAAAGGAAAUACGCUCUGGCGAAGAUGGACGAUAUAUUGGACAACGAGCAGUGGACGGAGCCGGUAGCAGCAGGCGUUGGCGCGGCGGUGGGCGCUUUACUGUGGGUGCCGCGCGGCGCUGACUGGUUCGUGACAUUGCUCAAGACUAUAGAAGACCGAUACGCUGCGCUGCCUCAGCCUGGACAUAGGCUGCAGUUCCUGGAGCUGCAGUUGGAGCUGGUGGAGGAGUGGCGCGUGCGGUUGACGCAGCUGCUGGGGGCGGCGGCGCAGGAGCUCUCUGCUGGUGGCUCCCCGCCGCUGCCGGCCAUCGUCAACGCGGCGCACCACACGCGCGCCGUGCUGGUGCAGUGGGCGCACUCCCUGCAUUACCUUCAGCUGCACUACUACAGGCGCCAGUUCCAGCACUUCACGCAGCAGCAGCACAGAACAGAAGACACGCCCUCCACCGUCGGCAGCGUUGUGCUAGAAGAUGGCAGAGAAGAGCCAGAAAUAGCAGAAACUAUGUCGUUGAGUGAAGUGGAGAUUCAGGCGAAGCGGCUAGCUCUGAAUGAGGUGACGAGGAGGAGUUCCGCUUUGCCGGAAACCAUGCAAGAGCAGAACGAACAAAAUGACGUGUGGGCAACUGACAGACUGAUAGCGGAACAGAUAUUGAACGUGGAUACUACAGCUGAAGACGAUUUGGAGGACGACGGGGCGUUCGCUGAAGUGAGCGGUCUACUAGCACACCUCCGAAACGCCGGCCUGGCGUUGCUAGCAGAACACAUUAUACUGGAGUUUAAGGCUACUAUACGGGAUUAUAAGAAGCAGAAAUGGCACGCCAUGGUAACAGUAGAGGAUUCCGCUCUCUGCGUAUCAACGGCGCUAUGCGGGCCGCUGGCGGCGCUGUGUGCACGCACCACGUGCGCCGCGCGUGCGCUCGCCCCGCCCCUUGCGGCGAGACUGCGUGCACUGUUAGCUGAUCACGUGGAUAGACAUUUGUAUGAGGAAGUGGUACUAGAGAGCUGGUUCAAUACGGGCGGCACGCUGCAGCUAACUCACGACGUCAAACGGAACCUCGUGCCGGCCUUCGCGCCGCCAAACAAGAACGCACAAAAACUUAAAAUACUGCCGAGAUUACAAGAAGCCUGCCGUAUCCUCAACCUAGACUACGAGGACGCGCGGCGUGUUUGCACCGCGCUAGCACGAGGGCCCCUGUCCGCAAGGGCUCCCCCAGGGGCGGUGCCAGGGGCGGAGCUAGCCGCCACCAUCACUUUACCCGCCACUGAGGCGCUCAGGAUUCUCAACCAACGCACAGACUUGAGUGAAAACGCGUCCCCGUCGUAUGUCAUGGAACUUUUCUGAAAUUUCGAAGGGGGAGGUGUGUAAACCUCCCGUCUUCUCUGAAAACACGCAUUGCAAUAGUAAGUAGAUUUUUUGUCUCACAAUAUACUUAAAUUACUAUCGGGGAAGUUGAGUCAUAAGCAGAUGGCGGACCUGCGUAAUUUGGUCGCACUAUCGACCGAUCACAACCUAUCCGACAGAUCAUAGCUAACAUUGAAUUGACGUAAAUUGACGUAGGUCUCUCAGCUGUCUACGAAUCAAGUUCUUCGAUAGUAUAUGUAUCUUAGGCUGCCUUCACAUUAAGUCGCGAGUAGUGCGGCAGCAGCGCGACUUCCAUACUAAAACGCUGCCGAUGCUGCGCGGUUCGCGACUGAAGGCAGCCUUAGUCAGUAGUAGAAUUUUUAACAUACUUACAAAAUUUUAAAUAGAAUUUUUGUCUCAUAACAUACUUAAAGUAUAAUAUUAUCUUGAAGCAACAAGUGAAUGACCGUUGAAAAUGGUCCAUAACACUAUAUUUUACAGUGUAAAUUAUUUUUGUAGGAAGUACGUAUUCAAUCGCUCGUACUUUAUCCCAAGCAAAGCUUAAAAAAUAUUGAUGUAAAAUACAAAUCCCUCUUAAAAAGAUUUUUGCUGAUAAAAAAAAUGUAAUUGAUUGUACUGCCGGUUCUUGGUGGAAAUUCAUUUUAAACACUUAAUAAUUAGUGACUCGUAAUAACAUUCCAGUGAAGAAUAAAGUAUACGUAACAUUCUUUUAUAUUAGAAAAAUCGAAUAAUCGAUUAUUUAAUACAUUAUUCGAAUAAUUAGUCGAUAUGUCGGUCACGUAACGAAUAUCUUAUGUUGCGGCCGCACAUGCAUAGUGCUUCGUGCUUGAGAUGAUACCAUUGGACGAUCUGCGUGUA
Aricia agestis (brown argus) is the source of this 3453-nucleotide messenger RNA. RefSeq names its product RAD50-interacting protein 1 (gene Rint1). Gene Ontology annotation, biological process: retrograde vesicle-mediated transport, Golgi to endoplasmic reticulum; regulation of ER to Golgi vesicle-mediated transport; endoplasmic reticulum to Golgi vesicle-mediated transport. Gene Ontology annotation, cellular component: Dsl1/NZR complex. The coding region runs from base 73 to 2574 and encodes 833 amino acids. The transcript is spliced from 14 exons. NCBI's taxonomy places the organism in Eukaryota, Metazoa, Arthropoda, Insecta, Lepidoptera, Lycaenidae. The record is from RefSeq and is a predicted model, not a curated record.